This is a messenger RNA of Prunus armeniaca (apricot), 675 nucleotides long. The record is from the annotation of a GenBank genome assembly. Lineage: Eukaryota; Viridiplantae; Streptophyta; Magnoliopsida; Rosales; Rosaceae.
AUGCUUUGUUUGAAAAUCCCUAUAGUUUUGAACACUCCCUCAAUCAAUUUCUCGCAAAUUGAAACUCUUACCGGAUCGAAUUUCAAACGAUGGAAGUUUGAUCUUGACAUUGCACUAGGCAUGAGUAAUAUCGAUUAUGCUAUCACCCAAGAUGAGCCAACCAAACCAGUUACGAAUUCCCGUGUUGAAGUUAAAAUGGUGCAUGAAGCUUGGAGGAUGGUGAAUAAGGUUUGUCUGUUGGUUAUGAAGAAGACCAUGAAAGAAGCUCUUUUUGGUGGAGUUCCAAAAACAAAUAGUGCCAAGCAGUUUAUGGAAUUCAUUGAAACGAAAUUCAAGGAAUCUGGAAAGGUUGAAACGAAGAACCUCAUGUCUAGGUUGGCCAAUACGAAGUAUGAAGGAGGCAGCGUAAGAGAACAUCUCAUGGGACUCAUGGACAUUACUGCCAAAUUGAACAAGUUGAAAGUACCUUUUGCCCCAAACUAUCUAGUACACAUUGCGCUGGAAUCCCUGCCUUAUGAUCACAUGAAAUCCACCUACAACACUCUGAAGGAAGAUUGGACAAUGGAUGAUCUUAUUACAAUUGUUGUUCUUGAGGAGAAUAGGACGAAAGCUCGUGGUGGUGUGGUUAGCGUGGUUACUGACAAGAAGCAUGAGAACAAGGGUGCUGCAAAAUAG